Peronospora matthiolae is the source of this 357-nucleotide messenger RNA. The record is from the annotation of a GenBank genome assembly. Lineage: Eukaryota; Oomycota; Peronosporomycetes; Peronosporales; Peronosporaceae.
AUGGCAAGAAACGUGGGAAAAGCGAAGACGUCCGAAGAGAAGACAAAGGUCGCGGAAGAUACAAGUGAAGUGAUAAAGGAUGGCGCUCGUAUGGGUGGAGACAGCAAGCAACCGCCGUUCAUGGUGCGCGGGCUGGUGGUAGGCGUGACCUCGUACCUCGCCCACACGGUCUGGACGAAGCGGAAGAUGCUGACAGACACGUGGUAUACAGAGGAGCAGACGGACACGGAGCGGCUUUUGGUGACAUCAUUUGAGUACAUGUGCUCAAUGGGCCUCAUCUUUUUCAUUGGCCUGAUCGUGGGCGUGGCCUGUCGCAGAGGCGCCAAGUUGGCCAAGGGUCUCAUGAAGACAGAAUAA